ACCUCUUCACAUGUGACUACAGUGACCAUUUUUGGAGGAAGAGCGGCACACUCGGUCACGGUUGGAGUUCUUGCCCUUUCGUUGGGAUUAGAGAUGUAAAAUAAUAAUUAUUCAACCGUUAAUGCGUUUUUUGUUUGUUACAUAUAUCUUCCCCAGUUUAUUUCAUCUCAUUGUUGAUCGGAUUUUUCCAACUUUAUUUUUCGUGUGGACAUUUUGAGAUACUUUUUUUUUUAUUUCGAAACUUUUAUUUCGAAAAUGUCAAAGUUUGCUCGCGUGUUUUUGUAGCCUACCUUCGUCUAUGGAAUCAUCUUGGGGAUAUUAGAAGUAGCCUAACGGACAUGGAGGAGUUGAUCAACUUUUUCCCACACAAGGUGCCUUUUGUUCGUGAAUAAGGCAGCGUGCUUUUGGAAGACUAGACCAUGAGGGAACCCAUCGAGCGCACAACUGUCGAUUAGGCGACUGGUUGCUUGAGAGCGUCAAAAUACAAAGAUGCUGUAAGACGGAGAUGGGCAGAGGGAGAUUUCCUCUCUGGGGAAAACACAGACUCAGUGUACUCCAAGUCCAACUUGUGAUUACCAACUAGUCCACGUCAACAAAUGAAGCAGCCGUCUAUACGAUGGAAAAUACAACAACGAACAACUGGAGAACUCUUUGAAUAGGCAGCGGGAGUCUGGAGGAGAGAAGAAGAUUGGCAGAAGCUAUUAAGAAGACAUUCCGUGACAGCAGCAGAUCCCGGCACAGCUACAUCACAGAAUGAGGAUGAAAUACACAAUCUCCCUUGUCUUCAUUGUGGCACUGGUCAUCAUUGAGAAGGAAAACAACAUUAUCUCACGGGUUUCAGACAAGCUCACCCCAAAGCAGACCCCCCAGACACCCCUCCAGCCCAGUAACUCUGCCCCAGCCUCAGCCCUGGGUCUCCUGAAGUUUAAUGGCUCCUCCUUCACUACCCUGAGCAAACUGGACCCUGUCUUCACCAUCAUGAAGAGACGCCUGGAGAACUACACCGAGCAGAGGUCAGAGGUCAUAGGGUCAGCAGGAAACAGAAAGCACAUCCUCCUAUUGGCCACUACGCGGACAGGCUCCUCCUUCGUGGGCGAGUUCUUCAACCAGCAGGGAGACAACAUGUUCUACCUGUUCGAGCCGCUGUGGCACGUCGAGAGGUCGCUGACGUUAGAGAGCGGCGGGACCAACGCCACAGCCGCCGCCCGGGCCUACCGGGAAGUCCUCCAGGGGCUCUUCCUGUGUGACUUCACCCCUCUGGAGAGCUUUAUUGACCCACUUCCUGUAGACCACGUUACCUCAGCCCUGUUCAGGAGAGAAUCUAGCAGCUCUCUCUGUGAGGAGUCCGUCUGUAGCCCGUUCGUUAAGAAAGUCUUUGAACGCUACCAUUGCCGGACCAGGAACUGUGGUCCCCUCAACCUGACCAUGGCGUCCGAGUCAUGCCAGCAGAAGGAGCACAGGGCCAUUAAAUCCGUCCGGGUGCGUCAGCUGGAGACCCUGAGACCCCUCGCUGAGGACCCUCGUCUGGAUAUCAAGUUCAUCCAGCUGGUGAGGGACCCCAGGGCGGUUCUGGCCUCCCGCAUGGUGGCCUUCUCCGCCAAGUACAACAACUGGAAGAAGUGGGCCGUGGACGGAGACGUGCCCAUUGACGACGACGAGGUGAGGAAGCUGAAAGGGAACUGCGACAAUAUCAGGAUGUCUGCGGAGGUUGGCCUGAGGCAGCCGUCGUGGCUGAGGCGGAGGUACAUGCUAGUACGGUACGAGGAUAUCGCUAGAUUCCCUAUGAGGAAGGCAGCGGAGAUGUACAAGUUUACCGGGAUCCCGUUCACUCCUCAGGUGAAAGACUGGGUGUUAAAGAACACCCAGGCUUCCAAUGAGGCUAGUGGAGUGUAUUCAACACAGAAGAACUCCUCCGAGCAAGUAGAGAAAUGGAGGUUCAGCAUACCGUACAAACUAGCCCAGGUGGUGCAGAGGGUUUGUGGACCCACGAUGAAACUGUUUGGGUACAGGUUUGUGAACAGUGAGGCCAUGCUGACGGACAAGUCUAUCAGUUUGAUCGAAGAAAAGAUUUUCAUACAAAACUUUUCAUAGACAUUUUAUAGUAACUCUGAACUCUGCUCAUCAGACAAAGUGGACAAACAGAUACGAUUAUGAAGUGAUAGUUGUGAGGAUAUUUAUUGGGGACUGUACUAGUAUACCACAGAGUAAUGUAUAAGACCCUUUAUAGAUAUAUAUUAAAUGAUAACAUGUUGCACUCCAGGGUGUAGAAGGAAAUACACAUUUUUGUGUGUAAUAACAAUAAAUGAAUACAAAAACGAGUACUACCUUUUAACUUUUUACAGGGACAUUUAACAAAAGAAAACCCUUGUUAUAUGAGUACUACAUGGUAGAAAAUCCUUGUUAUAUGAGUAAUACGGUGGUAGAAAACAAUUGUUAUAUGAGUACUACAUGGUAGAAAAGUUGUUUGUUAUGCACCUUUGCCACCUUCUCUCCCCAACUAAUUCAAGCUUUUUAAAUCUGGUUGUAGGGUGGCCAAGCUUGAGUCCUUGAACAGUUUCCCUGUUGAAGUGUAUUUUUGUUCUGUCAAGCAAGCCACGGGUUAAUAACAGUAGCUGAUUUUGAACUGAGCUGUAGACAAGGGAGUUAAAUGAAUGGCUUGCUCUGUGUGUGUGGAUAGCAAGAUACUAGCAGGACAUUCCAAUGUUUUGGUCUUGUAUUUUCUAUAGCGUUUACCUAUAAAGAAGGGAUGUUCUUUCAUGUUAAUUUAAUAUAUUAUUUUAUUUGUAUUGAGAUUGAGAGAUUAUGGCUAUGGCUUUUGCACAUGCUACAUAGAUGGAUAGUUUUAUCCUCGCUAACUGAUGGGACCCCUUACUUCCAGACCUGGGUUCAAAUAGUAGUAGAAAUCUUUCAUACGGUUUUAGCAUUUGCCAGGAGUGCCAUAUGGGUGGGGUUUGCUGUUUUGAGAUUAUUGUAUUGGUUAAUAACACCAGCUAAAGUAUUUGAAAUGAUUUUGAAUACUAUUUGAACCCAGGUCUGCUUCAUGAACACAUCGGCUAGGUGAGUGAGUAUCUGUACAUGCAUGUUACUGUUUUAGUUUUAAUUGGCUGUUAGUGCUUCACGUCGUGGAAGUCGAUGGUGAGCGUAGCGACUCAUUCUGUAAAAACAGAUGUCUUCAGUGGUCCUGUAUGUACAGACAUUGUGUAUCCCAAAAGGCACCCUGUUCUCCAUAAUGCACCAUAGGGAAUAGACACAUACAUUCCUCCUGCAGCUGGUUUGCAGAAUUGCGUGAGGUUUAUCAGCAGCUUUCUGUCCUUUGACACAAGUCUCCUGGCUGGUGAUGAUGGACGAGAAGAGGACCAGGGGACUAAAAGACUGGGUGUACAUUCCAAAUGGCAUCCUAUUCCGUAUAUAGUGCACUAUUUUUGACCACUACCCCAUAGGGCUCUGGUCAAAGGUAGUGCACUAUGUAGGGAAUAGGUUGCCCUUUGGGAGGCAUUAUGGUUUUGUCUAUAUGUAUGCCUAUGCCUUUUCUCAUUCUGGUGUUAAGUUAAAUCCUUUGCUUUUCUUUUCUGUGGAAUUCACUAUUGUUGUGUGUGGUUGUUUGGCCUUUUACUGUACAAGUAAAUUGAAUACUGACAAGUCUA
This is a messenger RNA of Salmo salar (Atlantic salmon), 3644 nucleotides long. NCBI's taxonomy places the organism in Eukaryota, Metazoa, Chordata, Actinopteri, Salmoniformes, Salmonidae. The record is from RefSeq and is a predicted model, not a curated record.